This is a messenger RNA of Rhineura floridana, 11068 nucleotides long. RefSeq names its product attractin (gene ATRN). The record is from RefSeq and is a predicted model, not a curated record. Gene Ontology annotation, cellular component: Golgi apparatus. The transcript has 29 exons. Gene Ontology annotation, molecular function: protein binding. NCBI's taxonomy places the organism in Eukaryota, Metazoa, Chordata, Lepidosauria, Squamata, Rhineuridae. Bases 420 to 4544 code for a protein of 1374 amino acids.
AGAGAGGCCUCGCAUAUGGACUCCUGUGCACCGCCGCUCUAGUUCCCCCCUCCAGUCUCUUUAGUUCGUUUUCCUCGUUAGGGGCUUCAUCUCCGGGCGGCAACGUCAUCUGGAGUGGACGCAGGAGUGAGGGGGCGCAAUAUGUAGGCGCGACACGCCGCCGCCGCCGCCUCCUCCGAACUGUUUUCUCUGUGUGUGUGUAUGUGAGGGGAAGGGAUGAUGGAAAAAAAAGGCGAACCUUAAUGCCGCAGCGAGCUAAGUGUGAGCCUCGUCAGCCACCAUCGCUCCCGAGAGGCCCCACCACAGGCGGAGCCUCGCCGGCCACCGUUCGUCCGUCAGCCGCGGCAGACUGACCGCGAAGCUUGCGGCUGAUCCUCUCCUCCGGGUUUUUUUUUAUUUCAAUUUUUUUACCUCAGGCGAUGGAGCGAUGGGGCCGGAGGCGGCUCGGCCUCGUCGACGGGCGGCAGGUCUCGCUCGCUACCGCCGCCUCUGCCGCCCUCCUUUUCCUCCUCCCGCUGCUGGGGUCGGUCGCGGCGGCGGGAGCGGCUGAGGCGAAGGAGUGCGACAAGCCGUGCGCCAACGGAGGGCGCUGCCAGCCCAGCACCGGCCAGUGCGAGUGCCAGCCCGGCUGGGUCGGGGACCAAUGCCAGCACUGCGGAGGCCGCUUCCGGCUUAAUGGAACUUCAGGGUAUGUAACAGAUGGACCUGGAAACUAUAAACACAAAACGAAAUGCACAUGGCUCAUUGAGGGAAGGCCGAACUCAAUCCUUAGGCUCCGUUUUAAUCAUUUUGCAACGGAAUGCAGCUGGGACCACUUGUACGUAUAUGAUGGGGAUUCAAUUUACGCUCCAUUACUGGCUGCUUUUAGUGGCCUCAUCGUUCCUGAGAGGGAGAGCAACGAGACGGUCCCAGAAGUUGUAGCCACCUCUGGUUAUGCCCUCCUCCAUUUCUUCAGUGAUGCGGCUUAUAACUUGACGGGGUUUAACAUCACUUACAACUUUGAUGUGUGUCCCCAUAACUGCUCUGGGAGAGGGGAAUGUAAGCCCACUAACAACAGCAAAGUGGUUGAAUGUGAGUGCUCAGGACAUUGGAAAGGUGAAGCCUGUGAUAUUCCAUACUGCGCAGAUGCCUGUGGCUCCCCAGAGAGAGGGCGUUGUAAUGUAAAUGGUACCCAAGGAUGUGAGUGCCACUGGGACUGGCAAGGUACAGACUGUUCAGUACCCAUUCCAGCAAACCAAUCAUUCUGGACUCAAGAUGAAUUCUACAUCCCCAAACUUCCUAGAGCAUCUCAUAAAGCCAUAAUCCAAGACGAUGUUAUGUGGGUGGUUGGUGGUUACAUGUUCAAUCACACGAAUGCUCAAAUGGUUUUGGCAUAUAAUCUUGUUUCUGGAGAAUGGUUGCCCCUGAACAGCAGCGUGAAUGCAGUCGUGAUCAGAUAUGGGCAUUCUCUGGACUUACACGAAAAUAAAAUCUACAUGUAUGGAGGCAAAAUAGAUGAAUCUGGAAAUGUAACCAAUGAGCUGUGGGUGUUUCACAUUUCAAACCAAUCAUGGGUUCAUGUGACCCCAAACGCCAAGGAGCAAUACGCUGUUGUUGGCCACUCAGCACACAUUGUCACACUGGAAGAUGGUGCCGUUGUGAUGCUGGUCAUCUUUGGGCACUGCCCUCUUUAUGGAUACAUCAGCAGUGUGCAGGAAUACAAUCUGGCUACAAAUACGUGGAGCAUUUUACAGACAAGUGGAGCCUUAGUUCAAGGAGGCUAUGGCCACAGCAGCGUGUAUGAUCCAAACACCAAGUCUGUCUACACCCAUGGAGGUUACAAGGCAUUCAGUGCCAACAAAUACAGGUUAACUGAUGAUUUAUACAAGUAUGACGUUAAUAAGGGCAAGUGGACAAUUCUUAAAGACAGCAAGUUUUCUCGAUACUUGCAUUCUGCUGUGAUCAUUAGUGGGACCAUGCUGGUGUUUGGCGGAAACACUCACAACGACACCUCUAUGAGCCAUGGUGCCAAGUGCUUUUCUUCAGACUUUAUGGGUUAUGAUCUAGCUUGCGAUCGUUGGUCCGUGUUGCCUCCACCUGACCUCCCUCAUGAUGUCAACAGAUUUGGACAUUCCGCUGUGCUGAGCAACAAUACUAUGUUUGUAUUUGGAGGUUUCAAUAGCCUCCUGUUGAGUGACAUCGUGAAAUAUACCCCGGAAAGCUGUGAAGCAUGUAUCAAUGAAACCACCUGCUCGAGGGCAGGCCCUGGCCUCCGAUGUGUGUGGAAUAGCUCCAUUGCCCAGUGUCUCCCCUGGGAACUGGCCACAGUGCAGCAACAAGAAAGAACUAUCGAGGAAUGCUCUUCCUGGCAAGUUGUGGAUCAUGAAAAAUGUGCUCUGAUGACCGACUGCAACAGUUGCACGUCCAACACAAACGGUUGCCAUUGGUGCACAGACCAGUGUGUGUCGAGGAACAGCAACUGCUCCGAAGACCAGGCUCCCAUUGCUGUGUUUGCAAAUUGCCCCAAGGAUAACCCUGCCUUUUACUGUAACAAGAAGACCAGUUGUAAGAGCUGCAGCUUGGAUCAGAACUGCCAGUGGGAAGGCCGGAAUCAAGAAUGCAUUGCUUUGCCUGAGAACAUCUGUGGGGCGACAUGGCACUUGGUUGGCAGUUCUUGUUUGAGAAUCACAAACACCAAAGAUAACUAUGACAAUGCUAAGUUGGCCUGCAGGAGCCACAAUGCUGUUCUGGCAUCACUCACUACCCAGAAAAAGGUGGAUUUCCUUCUCAAAGAGCUCCAGAAAACACAGUCUUCGCCCAAAGCCCUGACGCCAUGGGUUGGACUGCAUAAGAUCAACAUAUCAUAUUGGUGCUGGGAAGAUAUGUCUCCCUUUAUGAACACCUCGCUCCAGUGGCUGCCUGGGGAGCCAAGUGACAUCGGAUUCUGCAGCUAUUUGGCAGUGCCAAGCAAUCAAGGGCUGAAAGCAGCGAUGUGCAUCAACCAAGUCAAUGGCAGUGUCUGUGAAAGGCCUGCCAACCACAGCGCCAAGCAGUGCCGUACACCCUGUGGCUUGAGAACAGUGUGCAGCGAAUGUACCAGCAGCAACUCUGAAUGUAUGUGGUGUAGCAGCAAGAAGCAGUGCGUAGAUUCAAACGCAUACGUGGCCUCUUUUCCUUACGGCCAGUGCAUGGAGUGGCAUACCGUGAGCAGCUGUCCACCUGAAAAUUGUUCUGGCUACUUUACUUGUAGCCACUGUAUGGAACAACCUGGCUGUGGCUGGUGUACAGAUCCCAGUAACACAGGCAAGGGCAAGUGCAUUGAAGGCUUUUUCAGAGGUCCGGUAAAGAUGCCACCUUCACCUCCACCAGCAACAGGAAAGUCCUAUCUAGAACCUGUCCUUGAUCCCAGCAUGUGCCUGCAUGAGAACAAAUACAACUGGUCCUUUAUUCAGUGUCCAGCCUGCCAGUGUAACGGGCACAGUAAAUGUGUAAAUGAGAGCGUCUGUGAAAGGUGUGAGAACCUGACAACUGGCAAACAUUGUGAAACCUGCAUCUCUGGUUACUAUGGAGAUCCCACAAACGGAGGGACCUGUCAACCUUGCAAGUGUAAUGGCCACGCUUCUAUCUGCAAUGCAAACACAGGGAAGUGUUUCUGCACCACAAAAGGAAUCAAAGGAGAGGAGUGUCAACUGUGUGAGGUCGAAAACCGAUACCAGGGCAAUCCUCUCAAAGGAACAUGCUACUACACUCUCCUUAUCGACUAUCAGUUCACCUUCAGCCUUUCGCAAGAAGAUGAUCGUUAUUAUACGGCAAUCAAUUUUGUAGCAACGCCUGAAGAGCAAAAUAGAGACCUGGACAUGUUUAUCAAUGCUUCUAAAAACUUCAACCUCAACAUCACUUGGUCAACAAGUUUUGCAGCUGGUACCCAGGCAGGGGAGGAGAUUCCGGUGGUUUCAAAGAGCCAAAUCAAGGAAUACAAGGACAGCUUCUCCAAUGAGAAAUUUGACUUCCGCAACAAUCCCAACAUCACUUUCUUUGUCUAUGUCAGCAACUUCACCUGGCCAAUUAAGAUACAGAUUGCAUUCUCACAGCACAGUAACUUUAUGGACCUGGUACAGUUCUUUGUCACCUUUUUCAGCUGUUUCUUGUCUCUGCUGCUUGUGGCUGCUGUGGUUUGGAAGAUUAAGCAGAGCUGCUGGGCAUCACGUCGGAGAGAGCAACUGCUCCGGGAGAUGCAGCAGAUGGCCAGUCGCCCCUUUGCCUCCAUCAACGUUGCCUUAGAAACAGACGAGGAACCACCUGAUCUCAUUGGAGGGAGCGUUAAGACGGUCCCCAAACCCAUAGCGUUGGAGCCCUGUUUUGGUAACAAAGCUGCUGUUUUCUCAGUAUUUGUGAGGUUGCCUCGAGGCCUGGGAGGCAUCCCCCCACCAGGGCAAUCAGGUCUCGCGGUGGCCAGUGCGCUGGUGGACAUUUCACAACAAAUGCCUAUUGCCUACAAAGAGAAAUCGGGAGCGGUACGAAAUCGCAAACAGCAGCCUCCAGCCCAGCCUGGGACUUGUAUUUGAUGCAUGGACAUCAGAACUGCCUUGUUAGGGUUUUAAACACAAGGGGUUGCCUGGGCGGAGAAGGACAAAAAGGUUUUGCAAGGUUUGUGGCACAAAGGAGACCUUGAAGCACCGGGGGCAACGUUUCUGGCAGCACCCAGUCCUUCCUCUUGGCGUGGGCGUCGUCUCAGUUGGCUUUCUUUUGACAUCUGCUCCAACUUAGAUUUGCCGAUCCCAUUGUGUUUUUAUGUUGCUCUCCCCCAUCCAGCUAAAGGGCCUUUUGUUGCAAGUCCAUCUCCGCUGCUGAAGGUUGGCAACAGGGAAGAGCCACGUGAAGACAAAGAACUCUUGGCUAUUAUAGGUGGAAAGUGCUUUGUCAUAUUUGAUCUUUCCCCAGUUGCCCAAGAAAAGAUGCAGCGCUUAUAGAUAAUUUUCUGCCCUGGGCGGUUAGACCCCAGGAUUUAAGGAGAAGCUAACUCAAUUUCCUCCAGGAACCCAGUGUUGUAUGAAAAAAUUAUAUUUAUUUCUACCUUAUUUAGGGCUCUCUUCCAAACAUAAUACAUUCAUUGGGUUGGGGUUAUGUUUGCAGCUUUAUUUUCAUCCACCUGACUAUGUUAAAGUGAGGGAUGGAAUUGAGUAUGGCUGGGUGCUAUGCAUUGCUUCACCUAAAUGUUCCUUUCCAGGAAGAUUCAUGUUUUUCAUGUGGAUCUAUGUGGUAGAAAUGUGUGCAAGUUCUCCCAAGGUUUUAAGCAGAGCCAGGAAGCCAGGGGCAUAAUUGGCACAGCUAGGUUCUUACAUGACAACAUUCCUCUUUUACCUUGGGCAAUCUGUGGCCUUCUGUGUGCCGCAGCCAGUGUAGAGCAUAAGGACACUGACCUGUUUCAGGGCGAUGGAGCAGUGGCAAUGGCAAGGGAGGGCACUGGAGCGCAGUAGCAAAUCCGCAUUCCUUAUUGUCAUCUGACAUUCUGCUUCCAUCUGAGGCAGGGAUUGCAUUGACCUUUCCUGAUUCAGGAAAUGCCCAACCCCCGGGGACCUUUUCUUUUACCACACUGGAGGAGUGAAUGUGGGAAGGCCACUUCCUGUAUGCUCUGAAGAGUGGCUCCUUCUGUUUGAAAGGCUCUUGUUGCCUUCCCUUUCCUAAGGAAAGGCCAGGAGAUGUGGGUCUGACACUUGGUGGCACCCUUCAGGGCCUCUGUUUGCAUCUUGAGAAGCAGAGAUGCUGCUGCUUAAAGACAAAGGGGCCUUUCCGUUUGGCCCUUUAGCACUGCCCCUUGGAUGGUCCAGGCUCAGUUGCCAUUGUACAUUUUAGAGCAGCUUCCAUUUAUUUGCCCUUGAUAAAUCCUGGGAAGUUUUUGGUAGCAUUUGUGUACAUUGUAGACAGAGAUCAGCAGAAAAGUGGGGUUUUAUUAUCUGGGAGCAAUAAAAGCAGGAGCCUGGAGAAGCAAGGAGUUUUGGCUUGGGACUUGGGUUGCUCCAAAUUGAGGAGGCAUUACAGAAUCAACAAGUGUUUGAAAUUGCUAUAACUCACAUUUUCACUUGUUCUUAACUCCUGUUACGUCCCCUCUGAAGAGGAGAGCAAUCUAGCUUCCAAAAUGGGAUGAGGACAGUCAACACAUCACCCCAGUUUGCUUAAAGUUUGUUUUACUUACAAAUGGACUGUUGAUGAUUGCUUUACAGUGCAUGCCACCCCAGUUAGUUACAGCAAGAAUAGUAUUGAAAUUGCACUUAUGCCUCCCAAGGAAAGCCCCCCAGUUGCCUCCCUGCACGCAUGCAUUCAGCAACAGCAAAGGUUCCCCCUGUCACUGUUGUAUGGCUUCCACUCCACCAGCCAGGAGAAAUCUCUAGCACUGCAUUAGCCAGAGAAACCCUUGAGCCACCUGGUCAUCUCACACGGGCAAGAUGUGUCUGGAUUAGGGCCACAAAGGAGGAAAUGAUGUCUUGCUCAUGCUGUGGGCAAGUUGCCCUGUGUCAUAUGUCACCGUGUGUGUGUGUGUGUCCCCCCCCCCGAGACAUUCUUGGCCUGGAGCAUUAGUGGGGGAUGUACAAGUGAUGGCAUCAGCUAAGCCCCCCUCGUGUUCUUGGGUGAUGCAGAAAUAUCAUUUUUGGCAGCAUCAAGUGUUGUGUGUGAGCUUAAACUUGGAGCAACUGCAUCUCUCCCCCACCCCCGCCCCCUUCACUUUUGAAUGCAAUAACGUGUUGUAGUUGUCUGUUGAGUGGGCUCUCGGGGAUGGAGGAAUGGGAGAGACAAAGAUCUGGAAUUCUUGGGGGGGGAGCUGUGCUCCUGGAAUUAGCCAUUCAUUUGCAUCUCGUAACAAAUGAGUGGUGAGUGCAAUGUUGCAGUUGUGCAUAUUAAUGAUCUCUUCUUCCUGAACCCCACAGAACUGGAACAAAUGUGUACAAUUAAAACAGCAUCUCUUCCCUCCACCCUCCCAUUUGUUUCCUUGGUUGGAAUUAUCUUUGGAAAGCUGGGGAGAAGCGGAAGGGAGGAAAUUACCUUCUGAAGUCCUUCCCCCACCCCCAAUAGCAAGGAGUGCACCAUGUUGGGGAAGUCUGUGUUGGAAUGAUCAACUCUGGGUUUCCUUUCCUGUGGAAAAGAGCCUGGAGCCAUUGUGGCAAAGGCUGCAAGAGUCAAGGAUGAACCAGGCCCUGCCAGCUUCCUGCUCUUGGCCAUCCAGUUGGCUGGUUUGGGGAGCACAGACCUGGUGGGCUGGGGGUGCACGUGUUCGCCUGCCGUCUCUUCCGGUGUACACCAGCAAUGUUGCUUUCAUUUGUACACUGAGGAGGGGGGAUUGUAAAGUUUACUCCACCACUACCACCACCACUCAGGCAGAGAACGGAAAGUCCCAUUCCCAAGCAGUGCUGCACUUAAACAGCAAUAUUCAUGAAAACAUGGAAAGCGUACAGAAUUAAUCCAGCCCUUGGAUUAGACAACAGUCAAAAACAUGAAACUAGAAGCCAUGCGUGUUUCAGGGAGCAUGUCCAUUCAAAGGACUUUCGGGUCUUAGCCCUGCUGAGCCCAUAAACUACAUAUAAGUCUAUUUAAGAAGAGCCCUCUUACAUGUGCCACCAGCCACAUAGUUUUGUCUCCAUCUUCAAAGGUCUGUGAUCAGCUUGGUAGUUUGGAGCAUUGUUUCCCAGAGUGGGGAAAGUAAAACAAAAAUGAAGCCCAUCUUCCCAUAGUAACUGCAUAUCUGAAUUAAUUGGGCAGCAUCUAACCAGGAAUAUCUUUUGCACAAACUACCUGUAAAUGAAUGGAGGUUGCGCAGGACCACCUUGAAAUGAACAGGUCUUGUGCAAGUUCUGAUGCUUCUAUUUCAUUGACAUCUGCCAGCUCUUCUGUUUUUCAGUGACGGGAUGUUUGAGGUCUUUAAAGGCAUUCACCAAGCCAUCUUUGGGGAUCUGAAUUGUAUAGAGUUUGAAGCUCUGGGGGCAACUGGACUACUCUGUAGGAACCCUCUUUUAAUAUUGGGUGUGCUUGUACGUUCCUGUUCUCAGACAUUUCCUCCCUCAAUUAUGCAUUUUUUCCUGGCAUGUUUCAUGUGUCCCAGAGACUGCUGCCAUCUAGGAACCUUCUAAGAUUUGGCCUGUAAUCUGCCCUCAAAAGGAAGCCAGGGUCUCUGGCAAUGCCUCUUGCACGCCCCUCAGAGUUGUCAAGCCAAACAUUUACUGUGCCACAGAUGCCAAAGCCGUGGCUUUCUCUGAGUGCCUGUUGGCUGAGAUUCUUUUCCUCCACUCCUGAAUCUCCUAACUGUGGCAAAUUGCAAAUGCUGAAAGAGUGACAGCCUGUGAAAACACCUCUUGACAGGUAUCUGCUUCUGUCUAGUUACCAUGCACACUGUAUGGGGAAAAAAAUCCCACCACAGAGACGUGUCAGUGUGAGAGAAUAUAUUCACUGGGUCUCCAGUAUGCUUAUAGAAUUACUGUCAGAAAUGGGGUUUGACAAAAUGCAUGCUGGGUGUGUGUACGUACAUGUGUGCAUGUGAAGGCUAAGGCUUUGGCUCUGAGUGUAGCUUUGUGGCAAAGAGGCUGAGCCUGUAAACCAGGAAUUGAACCUUGCCUCUCCCAGGAACUCAGCAAUUGGUUUUGGGCAAAUCUCUCUCUCUCUCUCUCUCUCUCUCCCCAUUCACACCAACUGCAGUUCUGACCUACCUUACAGGGUUGUUGAGUUUGUAUGUGAUGCAUUUCAAACACUGCAAAGUGCUAUAAAUGUUGUUUAUUUAAAAAAAGAGGGAGCAGCCAUCAUCCUUCCACCUGCAUGGGCUGCUUGUGAAAUAAAUAAAAGCCCAAAUUCCCCUCCGACCCACGCCUAAAACAGCUUUCUGGACUCUGCCCCAUUAUCAUAGGCUAGCUGUGGCCAACCUGGCUUUGGACUACAACUCCCAUAGGCCUCAGCCUGAUGUUUUCCCAAACAUCUGAGGGCACCAGGAUGGUAAAGUCUGUCGUAGGCAAGAGCAAAAAUGGUUUCCUUUCAUGUAAUAGCUAUAAACCAAAGCUUUAUGGUGUUGGGGUAUUCAUGCAUGCAACACAAUAGCCUGAAGAGUGGCCCCCUGGUGACGGGGGGAGCCCCGGUACACCCAAAUCUCUGGGUAUGUGGACUGCAGCCAUGGGGCCACAGCCAAUGUGUCACAUUGGGAGCACCGUGGCUUGAUGGCACAUUAUUUUGCCCCCUUUGGACCUUCACCCCUAUCAUCUGAAAGCUGCUCCAAGGCAGUCAGGCACGAGGCAUAGGAGAGUUGUUUUGAAUCGGUUACCCGCUUACCUUCCUCCCUGGGUGUCCUUUCUCCAUUUGGGAAGCUGAAUUUGAACACGUGGGCUCUGGUUCCCAAGGCCCAGGGAAGAAGAGCUCUUUUGUAUGUCAUGGCAGGGAAAGAUGGAGUCCAACAGCAGCUAGCUGGGGCUGAUGGGAAUUGUAGUCCAAAACAUCUGGAAGGCACCAGGUUGGGGGAGUUGCGCAUAAAGGAGGACAGGAGCAGAAGAGGUGACCAGCUCUGGCGGAGCAGUCCAGUGGGCUGCCUGCUCACCUGGCAUCCGGAGAAAAGUUUCCCUGUAAAAGAGGCCCUCAAAAGACCGAGUCAAUGGUGUGUAUGGGUACUGAAAUAUCCUCUAGGGCAGCAGGGGGAGCCAACAUGGUGACUUCCAGAUGUUGUGGGACUACCACUCUCAUCAUCCCUAGCUAGCAUGGCUAAUGAACAGGGGUGAUGGCAGCUGUAGUCCCACAACAUCUGGAGGAUGCUGUUCCCUGCUCUAGGAUGCUGUGAUAGGAGACACACACACACACAUACCCUGGCCUAAUUAGGCUAGGCAACAGCUUGGGAAAAGAGCCCGCUUAGAUCGGGCUGAGGACCCAUCCAGUCGAGGAGUCUGGUUCUUCCAAUGGUGGCCAGCCAAAUGCCUCUGGCAAGCUGUCCAAAAGUGGGUCAUGAAGCCAACAGCCCUCUCUCUCCCUCUCUUUUUUCCACACAUCCCCAGCAUUCAGAGAAAGAGAGACUGUCUCUGUGGGCUGGUUCUAUCUAAAGCCAUCUAAGCCCGAUGGCCAUUGCCAACACUGUGUCUAUAAUUGCCACAUCUGCCAUUUUUGUGAGCCUGUCCCACUUGGUGGAAUUCAGGCUGCUUGUCCUGACAAAUUCUCAUUCCCUUGCUUUCAGCGAGGACUUAGUGCCAAGUUACCUUUUUCUGGGGUGUGUUGUGAUGCAGGUUGGGGUUCCUUCGUUUUUGUCUCUGCAGGCGCUCUGUAGUAUCUUAGGCUAGGAGGCUGAAAGUGCUUUCACUCCUUUCUUAUUCUAAUAAAUCCUGGUACCUGCUACCUUUUUCUAGGACCUAAAAACAGUUAGGUUUGGGAUGAGGUGGCAGUGCUGAUUGCAUCACUUCUCCCUCCACUCCACUUUUUCCCUCUCAGCAAAACUUUGCCAAUGAACUCUUGUUUUCCCUAGAAAAAGCACCGUCUUUUGUGUCUUCCAGAUUCAGAAUGCUUUUGACACUUGAGCCUGGUCUCUUUGCAUCAGGAAUCUGCUCCAAUACUCAAACCGUGGUGCGGAAAUUAAGUGAAAUUUGUCAUGGUGUGUAUAACAAUGUGGGUCCUUUUUAAAAGAGAAAGAGGGAGCCCAUACAUUUCUGAAAUUUCUGCACAAAGAAGUCUUUUCUUGAGUUCUUGAACUAAUUUUCUCUUAGGAAUUCUUUGUUUUUCUUCCUCCUAUAGUUCUUUCUUUAAAAAAAAACCCCUAUUAUUCUGCAUUUGGACUUGAGCUUUAGUUCUGUUCAUAUGUAUAAUUUAGCCUUUAUUGCAUUCAUAUGUAAAUAACGAGUAAGUAUUGUAAAGUAUUUCAUUGCUGGGGGUGGUAUAAAAAUACACAUUUUAGGGCUGCUGGUUUUUUGGUAUUUUUUUGUAUUGUAAAAAAAAAUAACAGCUAAUUUAAAACCAGGAACAAGGUGACAAAGACGUGCAUUUUGAAACACCAAUGUGAAGUAUAUGUAUAUAAAUAAAAGUAAAUAAUGAACAAAAACUUUUUUCCUUUCUGGAAUAAAAAAGAUGAUGAUCUGGUUAAAAA